UGGAAGAACAAAUUAGCCAUCUCCACUCCCCAGAGAGGGAAAGAGCCUCCCACUGUCUGACCUCAAAUAACACUAACAGCGCCCCGCUGUUGGGCCUAGACUAUGGCCAGGCGCUGGGCUGAGCGUUUUGCCAGCACCAUAUCAGUACAUCCUCACAACGAACCUAAAAGGGAUCAUAAUCUCCCCACUUUGCAGCCCUAAGGAGUUGGGCCCCACCUCCCGCGGGAUGUCCCUCCAUCUGUGGCUGCCGUUUCUGUCCAGUGCCCCUGAGGCGCUUAGCUGCCCGGGUCCGCCGGAGGUCGCGCCAUGAAUGACCGAAACAGCCGGAGGAGGACACUGAAGAAAGACGAUGAGGCCUUCGAGAUCUCCAUCCCCUUCGAUGAGACGCCCCACCUAGACCCACAGAUCUUUUACAGUCUGAGCCCCUCUCGGGGAAACUUCGAGGAGCCUCCGGAAGCCGCGUCCCCGACUGUGGCCCUGAUGAAUGGGGUCAGGGCCCAGCUGCAUAUGGCCCUGGAAAGGAACUCCUGGCUACAGAAACGCAUCGAGGACCUGGAGGAAGAGAGGGAUUUCUUGCGUUGUCAGCUGGACAAGUUUAUCUCAUCUGCCCGCAUGGAUGCAGAGGACCACUGCCGGGUGAAGCCUGGGCCCAGGCGGGCUGAAGGGGAUGGCCGGGGUGGGGCUGGGGGUGAGGCCUCAGACCCUGAGUCUGCGGCCUCCUCGCUCAGCGGAGCAUCUGAAGAAGGCAGUGCCGUGGAGAGGAAGAGGCAGAAGCAGAAGGGAAGUGCUGGCCGGAGGCGCUUCGGGAAGCCCAAGGCCCGGGAGAGGCAGCGGGUAAAGGAUGCAGACGGUGUCCUUUGCCGAUACAAGAAGAUCCUGGGCACCUUCCAGAAGCUGAAGAGCAUGUCUCGGGCCUUCGAGCACCACCGAGUAGAUCGCAACACGGUGGCGCUGACCACACCCAUCGCAGAGCUUCUCAUCGUAGCCCCCGAGAAGCUGGCUGAGGUGGGCGAGUUCGACCCCUCCAAGGAGCGCCUGCUCGAGUACUCGCGCCGCUGCUUCCUGGCCCUGGACGACGAAACCCUUAAGAAGGUGCAGGCCCUCAAGAAGAGCAAGCUGCUGCUUCCCAUCACCUACCGCUUCAAGCGGUGAUUCUGCCCCACCUGGCCCGGGACACGCCCUUCGGCCCCCACGUCCCUCCCUCCUCUGCCCCUCCUGGCAGUGGCAAGCGUGUGCAUGAGUGGUGUGCUCCUCCAGAGGGCCUGGGGGGUGGGCGGCGUGUUUCUGCGUUCGCCUCCCCUCGUCCUGCAGAUCCCCACUCCUGCCCCGGGUCCCUUGUAUAUAGAUCUGACUCCCUCCUUGCCUCUCACGUUCCUAGCAUCCUCCCCUUCCUCUGCAUCCCCUGGGGAGGAGUUCCAGUUAGCCAGUCUCCCAAGAGCUACUGCCCAGGGGGUCGGUGUCUGCGCUUUCCUGAACGUGGGCACUCCUCCCCCGUGAGCUGCACCGUCCUGCCCUCACCGGGCCCUUCCUCGUGGAGGAGGGGGUGGGAGGACUGCGAGACUCUCUGUGGGGCCGGGCCCUGUACAUACCCCGUGUCAACCCUCAGCCCCGAGGAGAGGCUGGCCCACUCUGCCAGGAGCUCCCCAUCCACAUCCCGGACUGCCCCGAGUCUACGUGAGAAAGAAUUAUUCAGAGAAUUUAAAUUAAAGAGAGAAGAUAAAAUUUGG
Prionailurus viverrinus (fishing cat) is the source of this 1727-nucleotide messenger RNA. RefSeq names its product coiled-coil domain containing 106 (gene CCDC106). The coding region runs from base 307 to 1152 and encodes 281 amino acids. The transcript has 6 exons. The record is from RefSeq and is a predicted model, not a curated record. NCBI's taxonomy places the organism in Eukaryota, Metazoa, Chordata, Mammalia, Carnivora, Felidae. Gene Ontology annotation, cellular component: nucleoplasm.